Molecule: messenger RNA, 1169 nt
Organism: Emys orbicularis (European pond turtle)
Lineage: Eukaryota; Metazoa; Chordata; Testudines; Emydidae
Gene: MAB21L3
Product: mab-21 like 3
Exons: 7
Coding region: 6-1169 (387 amino acids)
Source: RefSeq, a predicted model, not a curated record
CUACCAUGAAACCAUUCACAGAAGAAGAUGUGGAAUUUUACAUCCAGAAUAAGGUGGAACAGCGACACCACCUGGUGUCUAAGACAGUGGAUGAGGUGCAGAAGAUCAUCCAACAGCUGACUGCAGAAAUCAGCUACAGGGACACGCGAUUUCAGGCCAUCUCCAACUCUGGUGUGCACAACGAGAAUUUUAGGGAUCAGCCAGCUUUACUGGCCAAGUGGUCCGCUCUGCUUCGGGGGAAACGCCCAUUCCACCCAUCUGUCCAGGUCUUAGCACCCAGCCACUUCCUCAUCACAGUCCCACUGCGCGGCCUGACAGGGUACCGGGAGCACCAGGUACGGCACUGGCGGUAUUACACCGUGCAUGGGGCAAAGCUCCUUUCCCCAGUACGGGACCCAGAGGAGCUGCAGCAGUGGCUGGAGGUGGAGCAGUUCUCAAAGAGCCUGCAGCAGUGGCAUGAGACAGAGGUGAACAUCGAAGGUGAUCUCGUUCCAGCCAAGGUCCUUGCCAUCUUCAGGGAGUUGAUGGAGAAGUCAAUUACCUCCUGUAACCUCUCCAGUAAAGUCAGCAUUCUGGAGAGUUUCAGCUCGGUGGUUCGAGUUGCUGUGGAGACACCAGACUCCCAGGUAGAGGUGGAGCUGGUCCCUACUGUGGAAAUCCCAACCUGCUGGCCUGAGAAAGCCCGGUGGCCCCGCUGCUUCAAGCGCUGGCCUUCCCAGGAGAAAGUGCAGUGCAUCAAGUCAUUUGGCUUUAAUCUCCUGGCCCGUUCCAAUUACCACUGGCAGCUGGGCUUCUCCCGAGCUGAGCGCCUGCUGAUAGAGGGCCUUGACGAGGACGGUGGCUGCCGCAUGAAGUGCUUCCGAGUCAUGAGACAAAUGAAGGAGGAUGUCUGGUGUACAGGAAAUAAGCCAAUCCUGACGACCUAUCACCUACAGAUGGUGCUGUUCUGGACAUGUGAGAAGUACCCACGCACCAAGGACUGGCGCUGCUUCCGGGAAGGCUUCCUGCGCAUGGUGAAGAAGCUCCACAAGUGCGUGAGCCAGCACUUCCUGAAGCAUUACUUUGUCAGGGGCACCAACCUGCUUAAGUAUGCCAACACCAGCGACCUGGACCUAGUGGCAGGCAAGCUCGCCGUCUUCCUGGAGAACCCCGUGCUCUGCCUGGACUGA